CAGUACCUCAUUCCGUUUGAGAGCGCAACAGAAUGAAUUUAUUCUUUUCCAGUUUCUUGGCAUACUUUUACUUCGGAUUCCAAAUCGUUCUCCAUUCGUACAUCAGCCCUUGUCUGCUUCACCCUCAGCCUUGUCACAUCCUGGCUCGGAUCGGACACACUGUGCGCCUAGGUGCCCUCCUGCCGUCCAGACAACCGGCCAGGGUGCGGGCUGCCCUGAACCGCGCCCUCAGCGGUCUCGCCGAAACCGGGGACAACUUUCUUCCGUACAAUCUCAGCUUGGAAGUGGUGCCCCGCGAGCCCACGGACGGAGACCCGGAGUCGCUGUUCAGGUGUGUUUGUCAGGCUAUCGUGGUCCAAGGGGUCUCCGCCGUGCUCGCCUUCCCCCAGACCCAGGAAGAGAUCGUGCAAGUGGAAUUUAUGUCCUCUUUUUUGGAAAUCCCUUUUAUAAGCAUCAUAGAACACGGGGAACCGCUUAGAACACAAAACCGGUUCCAUCUGCAGAUGAUGACGGGCGUGCCCCCGUCAGGGCUGGCCGAACUGCUGCGUGCAGUGCUGUGGCGGAGUGGUUGGCGCGAGGGCAUGGCGGUGCUGUGCCAGGGCUGGGAGGCGACGGGCAUGCUGGAGCUGCUGGGGCCGGUUGGUGCCCCCGUGUGGCCGGGCGACACACACUGGCACCUGCGUGCGUCUCUGGACCUGUCGCACGCCGUGCAGGAGGACGCCGAGAUCGCCGACUUCCUGUCUCGCCACCUGCAGCAGGCGGAGCCUCCUCCGGCGUCGGUCCUGCUGUUCGGCUCGGACCCGCAGUGCGCCGCCUCUGUCCUGCGCUGCGCCCACGAGCUGGGCGUCACGCUGCCCGCCGUGCACUGGAUCAUGGGAUACCCGCUGAGCCCAGACAUGCUGCACACCAUCGGCCUGCCACUCGGGCUGCUGGCGUACGGCGAGGUGGACCGCAAGCCACUCGACUUCUACAUCAGCGACGCCCUGCAGUUGGUCACCAGGGCCGUCGCCGCGGCAACCGUGGUGCGGCCAGACCUGGCGCUGAUCCAGAACAUGGUGAACUGUUACGACAAACCAAACAAGCAUGAGCUGCCAUCGUCAGGACAGUACCUAGCCAGGUUCCUGUCCAACACGUCCUUCACGGGUCUAACGGGUCCGGUGAGCGUCCAGUGGAACACGUCGCGCGUGGAGACGUCCCAGCGGGUGCACGUGUGGAGCCUGCGGCGUGACGCGGUUGGCCAGCCCACCUGGGUGACUGUGGGCAGCUGGGAGGGAGGUCAGCUGGAGGUGGAGGAGCAGGGCCUGUGGCAGGGGUCGUCACCACGGCAACGCGCCGAGGCCCAGCGCGGCCGGGAGGGCGGGCGGUGGCGGGCAGGCACGCCGGUAACGGGCAGCCGCAUACGCGUGGUGACGCUGGUCGAGCACCCGUUCGUCUUCACCAGGGAGGUAGAUGAGGACGGCAACUGCCCGGCGGGACAGUACUGCCUGGACGCGGGCACCAACAGCACGGAGAUGCUGGAGCGCUACUUCAAGGAGCUGUCGCUAGGCAACCGCAGCUUCAUCCCCGCCGAGUACAGCAAGUGUUGCUACGGUUACUGCAUCGAUCUGCUGGAGAAGCUGGCUGAGGACCUGCACUUCGACUUCGACCUCUACAUCGUGGGGGACGGCAAGUACGGAGCGUGGAAGGGCGGCCGCUGGACGGGGCUCGUGGGCGACCUGCUCAGUGGCGUGGCAGACAUGGCGGUCACCUCCUUCAGCAUCAACUCUGCGCGCAGCCGCGUGAUCGACUUCACCAGCCCCUUCUUCUCCACCAGCCUGGGCAUCCUGGUGCGCAGCAAGGACACGGCCGCGCCCAUCGGCGCCUUCAUGUGGCCACUGCACUGGUCAAUGUGGGUGGGCAUCUUCGUGGCGCUGCACAUCACCGCACUCUUCCUCACGCUCUACGAGUGGAAGAGCCCGUUCGGCAUGACGCCGCAUGGGCGAAACCGCCUCAAGGUCUUCUCCUACUCGUCAGCGCUCAACCUGUGCUACGCCAUCCUGUUCGGACGCACCGUCUCCAGCAAGACUCCCAAGUGCUGGACGGGCCGCUUCCUCAUGAACCUGUGGGCCAUCUUCUGCCUGCUGGUGCUGUCCAGCUACACAGCCAACCUGGCCGCCGUCAUGGUCGGAGAGAAGACCUUCGAGGAGCUCUCGGGGGUUCACGAUGCCAAGCUCCAUCACCCAUCUCAUGGGUUCCGCUUUGGAACCGUGCGUGAGAGCAGUGCUGAAGAUUACAUGAAGAAGAGUUUCCCGGAGAUGCACGAGUACAUGCGCCGCUUCAACGAGCCCACCACACCAGACGGGGUCUCUACCCUCAAGACAGAUCCCCCCAAGUUGGACGCGUUCAUUAUGGACAAGGCUCUGCUGGACUACGAGGUGUCCAUUGACGCCGACUGCAAACUGCUGACCGUGGGCAAGCCCUUCGCCAUCGAAGGUUAUGGAAUUGGUCUGCCCCAGAACUCUCCCCUCACGUCCAACAUGUCCGAGUUCAUCAGCCGCUACAAGUCUGACGGCUACAUGGACAUGCUGCACGACAAGUGGUACAAGGUGGUGCCCUGCGGCAAGAGGGUGUUUGCCGUCACCGAGACUCUUCAGAUGGGCAUCCGUCACUUCUCAGGGUUGUUCGUGCUGCUGUGUGUGGGUGUGACGGGCGCGUUGCUAACGCUAGCUGGUGAGCACGCCUUCUACCGCCUGGUCCUCCCUCACAUCCGCCGCAGACAGAAGUUCAAGUACUGGCUUCACACCAGUCAGAAAAUUCACCGAGCUUUGAACAUGACUUAUGAAGACGUGAAGAAGCAACGUGCCAACGCAGAGAAGAGCUGUAACCUCCAGCCUCCCCCUGUGCCCCCCCCGGCCGGAGCGUUCGCCCGCUGGAACAACGAGAGCAGUCGUGCGGCCAAGCAGGCGGCCGAGGCACUGGCCGCCAAGGACAACAAGCGCGUCCACUUCAACCUGGAGACGCUCAACACGCGGCGGCUGCUGGCGCGCCUGGGGGGCCGGCCGGCGAGGGGGAGGGGGGGGGCCAGCGCCAGCGCGUCGGCAGCAGCAGGGGGAGGGGGGCGCUCGGGGCCCAGAGUGGUGACGUCACACGUGUGUGAGAACGGGGGUCCGGCGGGUCUGGCGUCGUCCAGCAGCGGCGACGGUGAGCUGGACGCGCUCACGCAGCACAUCGACGGCAUCCGAGAGCAGCUGAAGGCGGCUCUGGCCCGGCGGGCCGAGCUGCAGACCACGCUGGCCAAGGAGAGGGCCAGAACGGUCGCCAUGGCGCCCACGGAGUCCCUCCCCCUCGCCGUGCCCCUCCCCUCUCGGGCACCGGCCCCCAAAGAUGACCAGAGCCAGAGGUGAUGCUUAGCCAGGCCUCUAGGGGGCAGCAGCACACUCUCCCCUCCCGCUGGUCAUCUCUCCCGAGGGAUUCCUCUCUGAGCCCGUGUCCGGUCUGUGCGCAGUGGACACACUGGACUGCAAACACAGGCUCUGGAAACACCCCCGAAUACAGACACACCUGCUGACCGCUCUCUU
This is a messenger RNA of Alosa sapidissima (American shad), 3557 nucleotides long. It is a transcript of the gene grin3bb, whose product is annotated as glutamate receptor, ionotropic, N-methyl-D-aspartate 3Bb. Gene Ontology annotation, biological process: synaptic transmission, glutamatergic; monoatomic ion transport; ionotropic glutamate receptor signaling pathway. The record is from RefSeq and is a predicted model, not a curated record. NCBI's taxonomy places the organism in Eukaryota, Metazoa, Chordata, Actinopteri, Clupeiformes, Clupeidae. Gene Ontology annotation, cellular component: postsynaptic membrane; plasma membrane. Gene Ontology annotation, molecular function: transmitter-gated monoatomic ion channel activity involved in regulation of postsynaptic membrane potential; NMDA glutamate receptor activity.